Molecule: messenger RNA, 2051 nt
Organism: Petromyzon marinus (sea lamprey)
Lineage: Eukaryota; Metazoa; Chordata; Hyperoartia; Petromyzontiformes; Petromyzontidae
Source: RefSeq, a predicted model, not a curated record
AUGGCGGCCGUGAGUCGGGCCGAGUACCUCAAGCGCUACCUGAGCGGCGCCCCGGAGCAGCCGAGCAAAGGGAAGCCCAGGGCCAAGCUCAAGCGCAAGCGCGGCGUCGAGAACCGCGAGGGGGUUCGUAUCAUUGACGACGAUGUGGAUUGGAGGAUACCUGUGGUUGCCGAUGAUGACGCCAACAAGGCGGCGGAGGAAGAGGAGGUCCCCUUGGUUGCGGAGUUCGUCGAUGAGCGACCUCUGCACCUGCAAAGGAUGGAGGAGUUUCGAACAAACAGCAAGUGGAAGUUGCUUGGCCAAGAUGAUUCUGAUGAAAACACGACGGAUGAGAACACGAGACAGAGGCAUGACACCGACUCCGACUCCGAUUCCGGACGUGCUUUCAAGGGCGCCGUGAUCCAGAAAAGCCCCCAGAAUUCCAACCGCCAUGACUCCAACUCUGACUCGGAGCAUGAGCCGAAAACUAAAAACAAGCUACAGCAUUCCAAGUAUAAUUCUGACUCGGACUCUGAUCUUUCACCUGUAAAGAGGCACAGAGCAAAAGAAUCAGGAAAAUCCCAAAAGAGGACAGGCAAGGUGGGGGAAGAUGCAGGAAAGGGUUUGAAUCGUGCGGGAAGUCAGCAAGACUCGGACUUGGAUAUGUCACCUGUGAACAGACGCAGAGCAGAAGAGUCGGUAAAAUCCCUAAGGAGGACAGGGAAAGUGGGGGAACAUCGAGGGAAGGGUUGGAAUCCUGCGGAAAGCCAGCAAGACUCGGACUUGGAUAUGUCACCUGUAAACAGACGCAGAGCCGAAGAGUCGAUAAAAUCCAUGAGGAGGAAAGGGAAAGUGGGGGAAGAUGCAGGAAAGGGUUCGAAUCGUGCUGAAAGCCAGCAAGACUCAGACUCGGAUAUGUCUCUUCCGGACAGGAAUGCCAACGGCAACCUCUCUCCUCCACGCAGGAUGCUCAAGGGUGGCCUGGUUCCCGUGGCGAUAGUGAGGAAAGAGCGAGAGCGUGAGCGCAAGGAGGCGGCGGAGACGAAUGCCUGGAGCUCCAGCGCAUCGCGGGAGGCCAGCACCGUGUUCCGUGAUCGGCAGGGACGUGUGCGAGACCUGCAGCAGGAAAAGCUGGUGAAAGAGCAGGAGGCAGCAGAGGAACAGAAGAGACAGGAGAAAUACCGAACCUGGGGACACGGGCUGGCGCAGGUGGAAGCCGAGCAGCGCAGCCGUGACGACGACGCGCACGCGGCGAGCCGCCCCCUGGCCCGUUACCGUGAUGAUGCCGAACUGGACGCCAUGCUGAGGGCGAAAAUGAGGGACGGGGACCCCAUGGCCAAGCUGUUGUCUCGCCCGGACAAGUCGGACAAGCCAGAACAAGCGGCUAAGCCACGCUAUUCUGGUCCAGCUCCCACCGCCAACCGCUACAACAUCUGGCCGGGGCACAGAUGGGAUGGCGUGGACAGGUCGAACGGCUUCGAGACGAAGAGAUUUACUCAAAUCUCCGAGAGGAAAGCACGCAACUUAGAGGCCCACAAGUGGAGCGUGCAGGACAUGUGACAUGCUUGGCGACACAUGACGACACGUGAAGAUGUGACUUUGUAUGACGCUGCACGUGGCGUGUGAUGGCGACUGUGAUUUUCGAUAAAAAAAACGAGGCGUAUUUUUAGUGCACAGUCCCCCCACAGUACACCACGCCCUACCAAUAUGCCAGCACACAGCACCUGCCAUAUCCUACACCAUGCAUUGCACCACACCACGUGGCAGUACAGUACUGCAGGAGAACACCCUGUUAUCCUACAUGUUAUGUGGGACCCAGAUUGCGGAGCCUGUUACCAACGGGUAAUUGUUUUCGGGGAACCCUUCAGCUCUGGUGGAUAAUAUCAGCCGAGGCUAAUAGAGUCGUGGAUAAUGGGCGUUAUGUUUAUCAUUCCACUCUUUUUCAUGCCACCUUGUACCCUGUAUUGCCAAUAACUACAUGUCACACACCCUCACACUUAUUUGUAUUGUAAUAAUUGUAAGGAUAUAAUUUGUUUUCAUACAAUUAAAUAAAUGUGGAUUUGGGUUUAUAA